Messenger RNA from Prorocentrum cordatum, 849 nucleotides. The record is from the annotation of a GenBank genome assembly. Lineage: Eukaryota; Dinophyceae; Prorocentrales; Prorocentraceae.
GCCGACGGCAGAUGGAGUGCGAAUGACAAGACAUGGGGUGCCGGUUCUGCCUGGGCGGGCGCCUCAUGGAGCCAGGGAUCCUGGGAGAGACCCGACAUGUCAAACCCAGACUCCAGGCUCGGUUGGGGCGAGUAUAGUCUCUGGCGAUGGCUCGCCGGCACCAGAGUUGCAGUGAGUCGCCGCUCAGAUCGCGUACUCAAGGUGUUGGAUCUAGACUGGAGGAAGAAAUUCGAGGAUUUCCCAGACACAAUCCUAGCCUCGGCGGUGGGGCCCGAGGUGAUCCUGAAGCAGCUGGACAUCCUCAGCGGUCAGCGCCAGGACGACGAGAUGCGAAGGACAGGCCGAGAGUGCUUGCGCGGUUGCCAGCGGCGACAGGGUGAGUUCUCGAGCAUCUACGCGGCGCGCAUGGGCCAGGUCUUCUACCAGCCGAUGCUCAAGAUACUCAGCGGGAGCGCAGGCGAGUGCACGGAGCUCUUGCGGGCACUGCCCGAGAUGGACAUGAACCUGAACGAGAUGCUAGCACGAGGGUCCGGCGGCAAAAAGACCCUCCUCGAGAGCGAGGGCGCGCGGCCUUCUCCGACUCGUGUGCCGCGCGGCGACGAUGAAUAUUGCCAGAGCACUUCGUCCCUGAACUCAGAGCAUGAGAACCAUGCUCUCACGGCGAUCGAUCAGGCAGAUCUCGCGGAGCUGGAGGCACCGACGGUCCUAGCGGAGCUUUCGGCGGAUAACAAGAAGAGCUGGAAGGACGACGAGGACUACGAGGGGCGUUCGAAGGUGGGCAGACGCUUCUCCCCGACGGCUUCGGCUCUCGAGAUCGAGCUCAGCGACGAGGACAUCGAGGACAUGUAG